GUAAUGUAUCAGACCACCCUUCAAAAUAAAAGUUCCCGCACCGCCUGAGCUUGUUGUCAACUUUGAGCUUAAUCUUUAAUUAUUUGGCCUACCAGUUUUACAUCUGAGCCGAACGUACGUCUUUUUAAAAUGGAGUUUGUUAAAGGCCGGAAGAUAAUGAAGGCUGGAGUUUUUGAACCUCUGAAGUUGUUUGAUUCAUAGCCUUCCACAGCAAGACAAAAUGGAGGAUCAUUUAGAAAGAACUCCAUCUAAAAACACCACAUGCCAGUUAUCACCUGAGGACUGGUUCAAGAAAAGGCAGAGAUCAGUAGACAAUCAUUAUGACGCGGCACAGAGAAUGCACGGCUACAACAGCAGCUUUCACACCAACAAGAGCGCUGAUUUCAACACCCGCAGUGGUUUAAAAGAAGGCUCAAACAAGCAAACUGGAAAGAUGUCAAAGGACAACAGAGCUGAGCCUUCCUCUCAGGACAAAAGACUUAGCCGGAGAUCAACAGACAGAGGUUACAGAGGGACCAAGCCUUCCCCAAACCCUGCUGAGAGAGCCAAAUCAGCCAUUACAUGUAGUAGCACAUUUGAAAUGAAACUUGCCGAUUUCCCGGAAUUGGGUGAUAUCACACCAAGCAACCAUACAGCAGCUUCCCUGCACCAGGAGCCAACAGUAUGUUCUAGUGCAGUCAUGCCAGCAGAGCGUCAGAGUUCACCAGCACUAAUUUGUAAGAAUGUACCGAAACGAAGAACCAAGUCUGCACAGCAAGUCCCGUCCAGUGGAAAGUGUGACAUGUCAUUAGCUGUCAAAGCAGAUCAGGAUAGUGCAGUAUCCAAUCCCACUGGAUCUUCUGCUCACUCCUGGGCAAAUAUUGCCUCUCAGCCUCCCAGAGUCAUCCAGAAAAUCCCCAAAGCCAACACAUCUUCCCAGGAGGAUUUAUCCACACAGCAAGUAGAGCAGAAAACAGAGAAGAAGAGGAGGAAGAAAAAGAAGAAAUCCAAAACCGUAUCUGAGAACACAGAAGAGACACUAGAGGAACAUCUGAUACAGCAGGAGCCACCGAAGUUUGAGGAUGAAGAGGAGUUUCCAGACCUGUCGCUUGCAUUUGAACUCAAAGGACAUUCAGAAGCACAAAAAGAGCGAUUGUCUCUACACCCAGGGAUAAAACACAAAGCCACUACACCCGCUUAUGCCUCCGGUGACGCUAAGAAAACACAGACUAGUCAGAAAAAGUCAAAGGUUCCUGUACAGCUUGACCUUGGAAACAUGCUGGCAUUUCUUGAGCAGAAGCAACAGUCUCAAAAAUCUAAACAAGAUCAGCGACCAGUAACACUUUCCGUUGGAGGAGCUCUACCUGUAGUCCACAAAGAAACUUCAGUUCAGAAAAAGCAAUGGCAGCAAGAGAAAACACCGCACAACCCGCUGGACUCCACUUGUCCCUUAGUGAAGAAGGGAAAACAGCGAGAAGUUCCCAAGGCGAAAAAACCAACACCUCUCAAAAGAGUCAUUCUUCGGGAGAGAGAGGAGAGAAAACAGAACCGCCUGCUGGAGGAGAGAGACCCGGCCCGAGUAUCCACUGAAGCUGCUGAAAAGGAAACUAGUAAUAGUGAGAAUCCUUCUGAAACGAGCCUGCCUGACAAUGAUCAGCAUCUUCUCACAAGUAUGGAAGUAUGUUCACAAUCUGUAUCAGAUAUAGAUGAGAACCCUGGACUCGUUGGUACUGAGGAGUCAGAGUGUGACCAGCCUGGUUCGCCAUCUGAUCACAAGUUGGAUGACAGUGUGCCAGAAAAUGCAACACUAAAAUCCUGGAAUCCCAAUUCCAAUCCCAAUCUUCCCAAAAUCCACAGCAGGAAGUUCAGAGACUACUGCAACCAAGUGCUUAGAAAAGACGUAGAUGAAUGUGUGAGCAGCUUACUGAAGGAGCUGGUGAGGUUUCAGGAUCGUCUUUAUCAGAAAGACCCCAUGAAGGCCAGGAUGAAGCGCAGGCUGGUCAUGGGCCUACGAGAGGUGCUGAAACACCUCAAACUCAGGAAGGUCAAGUGCGUUAUCAUCUCGCCCAACUGUGAACGUAUACAGUCCAAAGGAGGUCUAGAUGAGGCUCUUCACACUAUCAUUGACACAUGCCGGGAUCAAGGUGUCCCGUUUGUGUUUGCCUUGUCGAGAAAGGCGCUGGGCCGCUGUGUUAAUAAAGCCGUCCCCGUCAGCUUGGUGGGGAUCUUUAACUACGAUGGCGCACAGGACCUUUAUCACAAAAUGAUUGAGUUAUCAGCCGAGGCCAGGAAAGCCUAUGAGGUGAUGAUUGCAAAUCCGGAGACAGAAUCGCAGGAACAGCAGGAGGAGCUACAGGAGGUGGAGCCGUCGGGAGAACCUUCUGGAACAGAGGAGCCAGAGUACAUUAAAAUCUGGAGGAAAAUGCUUGAGAAAAAUUACAACCACCCUUUCCUGAAUUUCGAGGACCAGUUUUCAUCCGUUUCCAUUGGUUCAGAGCAGCUGCUGGAAGAUGAUGAAGGAAGUUGAUGGAAGUUCAUAGACGAAUGAGGCAA
Molecule: messenger RNA, 2532 nt
Organism: Rhinichthys klamathensis goyatoka
Lineage: Eukaryota; Metazoa; Chordata; Actinopteri; Cypriniformes; Leuciscidae
Product: selenocysteine insertion sequence-binding protein 2-like
Exons: 17
Coding region: 221-2506 (761 amino acids)
Biological process (GO): selenocysteine incorporation
Cellular component (GO): ribonucleoprotein complex
Molecular function (GO): mRNA 3'-UTR binding; selenocysteine insertion sequence binding; ribonucleoprotein complex binding
Source: RefSeq, a predicted model, not a curated record